CGCAUCUUUAUAAUUUCAAAACAGUGUUUUGUUGUUUGAUUUUUCGUUCUCGUGGGUAAGUCGUAUACGUUACAUUUCUAAAAAUUUCCUUAAAUAUUUAAUAAUAGAAGAAGAGAUACUUUUUUGCGAAUAUCACAAUUUUCAUUUUUGGCAUAUCUACGCCAAUGUAUCGAAAAUUGCUUUAGUAUUGAGCAUCGUGUUAUUAUCGAGAUAAGCUGCCGUAGGUUAUGUCAUUGUGCGAAAGAUAAUUGGAAAAUUGAAAAUUCUGGGACGAUGAAUAAUCGAGAAGAGGUGGACCUGUAUCGGGAUACAUAUGUGAGAUAUUUAGGUUAUGCAAAUGAAGUUGGAGAGGCAUUUAGAAGCCUAGUACCAAAAUCCAUCGUGUGGUUUAGUUAUGCACUAUCAAGUGGAUAUGUUCUUGCCGAUACAGUGCACAAGGGUGCAAAAGUCUACCAAGCAAACACUACUUCACAAAGAACUAAGAAUGUUCUACUGUCCACAUCGGAUACUUUGAUAUGGCAAACUUUUGCAUCUAUAAUAGUUCCUGGUUUUACUAUAAAUAGAAUUUGCGCAGCAGUUCAGUUUGCGCAAAGAAAAAGUACAAGAACAGCUUUUAAAAAGCCUUGGAUUUCAACACUUGUUGGCUUGGUAUCUAUACCUUUUAUAAUACAUCCAAUAGACCAUGCUGUAGAAGGCGCAAUGGAUGUUACAUACAGGAAAUGGACAGGAUACCAUCCAAAAGUGCCCUUAUGUGGAAUAAAACAUGAAUAACGAAAAUGUAGUCAAUUAAAGGUAUAGUAUAUUAUUAUUAAACUGAAAGGGGUUAUGCUUAAAUCAAUCUUAAAUUUUAAUGGAUAUAUUGAAGAAUAUUUCAUGUUUAAUACAAUAUUUUUAAAAAGCCUUGUAUUAAUAAUGAUGGACAAAUUAUUAUUUUUCACAAUUUUUGAUAAUGAUAUCAAAGGAUAAUAUACAAUAAUCACAAAUUUCUCUGAAAGUUUUAUUAAAAUUAUUGAUAUAAAAUUAAGGCUAAAUCUGAAUUAUCGCGACCUCUCGAUGUAUAGUAAAAUAUUACUGCCGAUUAUAUUUAAGAUAGUACAACAAUGCAAUUAGAAUAUUUUAUUAUUAAUUGCUUAAAAAAUGUUAAAUAUUUUUGUUAUGAUGUACAUAUUACACAGCUAUAUGUGCAUUAAGACUGUGAUCGCGCUGGUUUACGUGCUACAAUUGUUAAGCUGUUGAAUAAAAUUAUUAAUUCUA
Camponotus floridanus (Florida carpenter ant) is the source of this 1254-nucleotide messenger RNA. Its product is annotated as mitochondrial fission process protein 1. Gene Ontology annotation, cellular component: mitochondrion. The transcript has 3 exons. The record is from RefSeq and is a predicted model, not a curated record. NCBI's taxonomy places the organism in Eukaryota, Metazoa, Arthropoda, Insecta, Hymenoptera, Formicidae. Bases 274 to 771 code for a protein of 165 amino acids. Gene Ontology annotation, biological process: mitochondrial fission.